Messenger RNA from Naegleria gruberi, 2364 nucleotides. Its product is annotated as rasGEF domain-containing protein. The transcript has a single exon. Gene Ontology annotation, biological process: positive regulation of GTPase activity; Ras protein signal transduction. Gene Ontology annotation, molecular function: guanyl-nucleotide exchange factor activity. Gene Ontology annotation, cellular component: plasma membrane. The record is from RefSeq and is a predicted model, not a curated record. NCBI's taxonomy places the organism in Eukaryota, Heterolobosea, Eutetramitea, Acrasida, Naegleriidae. The coding region runs from base 1 to 2364 and encodes 787 amino acids.
AUGCCUUCCUCAUCAAACUCAGCUGGUUCUGGCCUUCUCUUAGGUGAAAAAACCGUUAUGGAAGGAGAGGUAUUGAGAAGAAGUCUCUUUUCAACUUGGAGGAAAAUGUAUAUGGUUUUAAAGGAUGACGGAGUAUUAUUUCAAUAUCCAAACAAUCCUCAAUUUUAUCCAGAAGUUUCACUCAAGGAAAGUUUGGUUUUGAACAACUCAUCAGUUAUACAAGUGAUCAAUGCAGAGAAAAUCACUCACCAAAAUUUUACCAUUCUCCUGUUCCUUACCAAUAAGGCUCCAGUUUUAUUAAAAGCAAAAGAUGGUGUGGAACAUCAAAGAUGGGUAACCUCACUCACCAGAUAUGCCGAAAAAUAUAAAUCCAACUCAUUCAUUCAAGACUCAAUUUCAACAAUACCAACCCCGAGUUUGGUAAUAGGAAAGGAUGAAAGAAUCAAAUUUGUGAAUAACAAAGGUCAAUCAAUCUUUACAAAUGCAAAAUUUGGAACCAAUAUCAAGUCAGUUUUAUCGUAUGACCCUGAUUCUAAUUCUCAAUCUCUAGGAGCAAUACCAUUCGAAGUUAGGAUUCUAAAAACAGCAAGCAUCAAUAAUGACAUUUUAAUGUUGGCAUCAAAAAUAGAAUUGGAUCAACAAUUUGUAUUCUUCUUUCACGAUGUAUCAGAGUAUGAUUAUUAUCUAGAUGAAGAGCUUGAAGAAGUUUUUGAUGAAGUAUAUCAAGCUCAAAUGAAUGGUACUCCUGAAACAGUUGACGAUUCGAAUCAAACAAUGAGACUGUUUGUUAAAAUUUUAGGAAUGUCUCCUUUUGUUUUGAAACUACACCAUGGUCUUCAAACUCACCAUUACCAAAAGAUUGUUAACAUGUAUUAUAGUGACAAAUUGUAUAACAAGAAGCCACCUGGACCAAUUUAUCUCCAAAAGAUUAUCAACUUUAAGAAUGGGGAUAAAUUAAUGGAAUUUUCUAGAAAGCAAGCAGCUGCUGAUAAGUUCAAUAUGGAAUCUCAGGUAAAGACACCAAUUUAUGAUGAACCUCCAGCCUGUGAUGAUUCGAUAGUAAUGCAAAAAUCGAGUGUUCCUGAUUUAUUUAAUGGAGAUGUUCCAAAAGUUAUUGAUAUCAAUCGUUUAAUCAUUCUUUUAACAGAUGCAUAUUCACCACAAUUUCUCUCUGAUGUAUUUUGGUAUACUUUUAGGUAUAGUAUGAAACCAAAGAUUGUACUCGAUAAGAUUUAUCAGAGAUACUUUGUUCCAGAAUUAACAGAGCAAGAUCUUUUAUUCAAUGAUGUUGAAAGAAGUUUCUUCUCCAAUGUUGUAGCAGUAGGAAUCAAAAAAAAGUGCCUUUUAUUGAUAUUGAAAUUUGUAAAGAGUGGCAUGUUUGAUUUUGAUAAUGAUAUGGUCAAUUCUUUGGACGCUUUCAUAAGAACUGCAUUCGAGUCACUAAAUGUUAACCCUUCUUCUAAUAUUAUAACGAAUCUAGAUCUAGGAAUAUCAUCUACAAUAACACAUAUUAAGGAAUUGAUGGCCAAACAAGAUAGAAAACAACCAUGGCAAAAAGCUAAGGAUAUGGAUAAGAUUUUCAACAUUAAAGAAAAUAAGAAAGCAAAAUUUGUUGGUGGUGGAACACAGGGGAUUGACCUAUCAGAGCUAACACCAAAAGAAAUUGCUGAACAACUAACAUAUAUGGACUAUGCUCUUUAUAACGAAAUUCAUUUUACUGAAAUUCUUGAUCAAGCAUGGAAUAAGGAUAAGAGAAGACAUCAAGCUCCUCAUGUCAUGUUGAAUAUUAACUUUUUGAAUAAGGUUAGUACAUGGCUUUCGGUCAAGAUUCUUACAGAGGAAGAUCCUCAAAAGAGAGUAAGAUUUGGUAAAAAGAUAAUGCAAGUUCUUGGAAUUUUGAAAGAAAUGAACAGUUAUAAUAUGCUAAUGGCAAUUAUUGGUGCUCUAGGAUCAACACCAGUUCACAGAUUGAGUAAAGUUUGGGAUGAAAUGGAUGAAAAACUGAAUGAGGUUCAAAAUGCUUGUAAUGAACUCAGUUCUCCAAAAGGUAACAGCAAAAACUUCAGAAUGGCAAUGAAUGAAUGUUUUACUAAUGGAAAACCUUGCUGCCCUUAUAUUGGUAUUUAUUUGAGAGAUUUGGUUUUUACAGAUGAUGGUAAUCCAACAAUUAUGGAUGGCAAGAUUAACUUUUCCAAAUGUAUCAAUACUUAUAAUGUAAUGUACCAAAUUUUGAGAUUCCAAGGAAGACCAUAUGAAAUUGAACCGAAUAAUGAUUUUAUCAAGGAAAUGAUUUCGUUCAAUGAGAAGGAAAGAAGUGAAGAAGAGCUGUAUGAGCUAAGCUUGCAAAUACAGCCAAGAAAAUAA